Molecule: messenger RNA, 2055 nt
Organism: Carassius gibelio (silver crucian carp)
Lineage: Eukaryota; Metazoa; Chordata; Actinopteri; Cypriniformes; Cyprinidae
Product: dual specificity protein phosphatase 13-like
Exons: 3
Coding region: 126-680 (184 amino acids)
Biological process (GO): negative regulation of MAPK cascade; protein dephosphorylation
Cellular component (GO): cytoplasm
Molecular function (GO): protein tyrosine/serine/threonine phosphatase activity; MAP kinase phosphatase activity
Source: RefSeq, a predicted model, not a curated record
AGUAUCUCCUCACUGAAGCACUAAAUUGGGUGACAGCUGUUGUGUGGGAUCACGAGUCCGGAGCGCAGAUCAUUAUAAACACACUCUCUCUUCAUCUGUUUGCUGGGUAAUUCAGGAGAGAAGCGAUGGCCCGUAAAUUGAGCAGGAAAGAGUAUCUGUCGGUCAAGGACCUGGAGAAAGUUCUGGACUCAUGUAAGUUAAACUUGCACCAAAUCGAUGAGGUCUGGCCAAACCUGUACAUCGGGAACGUAGGAAUAGCACAGAACCGAAGCGCGCUGCAGAAUCUGGGCAUCACUCACAUUCUGAACGCCGCUCACACCAAGAGAGGAAGCAUCGCGGACCAGAACUACUACGGCACUAGUUUUGUGUACUGUGGGAUCCCCGCUGACGACUCCACACACUUCGAUCUGGACGUUUACUUCAAACCGGCAGCAGAUUUCAUUCACAAAGCUCUCAGCACUCCUGACGGAAAAGUUCUGGUGCACUGCAUCAUGGGAAUGAGCCGCUCCUCGUCGCUGGUGCUGGCGUAUCUGAUGCUGUAUCACGACAUGCCUCUGCACACGGCCAUACGGCGCGUCAUCCAGAAACGAGCCAUCUAUCCCAACAGGAACUUCCUGGCUCUGCUGUUGGACCUGGACCUGCAGAGGAAGAGGAAGCACAGACGAUGUGUCCUGCUCUGAGCAAACAUGAUGAACGAUCACCAUACAUACAAGUGCUUCAAUUCUCCACAAUGAGUACCAGAACAUAGAUACAAACAAUAUGUGAAGCCUACAGUAACCUGGAGCUUGGACCAAUGAGAUCUGAUGGUGGGCGGAGCUUAUGCACAAGAAAAAGUCAUUUUCUUUUCUUAAAGGAAUAGUUUACCAUUUGUUUAAAAUGUCCUCACCCUCAAGUCAUCCAAGAUGAGUUUGUUUCUCCAUCCGUAUUAGGAAAAAAUUAAGCAUUUUAUCAAUGGAUGCUCUGCAGUGAAUGGGUGCCGUCAGAAUGAGAGUCUGAUAAAAACAUCACAAUAAUCCACAGCACUCCAGUCCAUCAGUGAACAUCUGGAGAGGACACAAGAUAAAACAAAUCCAGCAUUAAGAUAUUUUAACUAGAUUUUGUUUUAGUCUCGUCUAUUAACACACAGAGUUGUGCCCUAUGUAGAGCGUCUCAGUCGGUCACUUGUUAGGCUUCAAGCAUCCAAUGAAAGCAAUCAAGAUAUCUGACAUAGUUCAUAUUUCAGUGGGUUUUGGAUAAAUACUGUGAAUUUUGGACCUCGGUGAAAAGCUUGAACAUGCACUUCAUAUGCAAACAUAUCUAUGCACUUUCAGAGUAAUAUAUUAAUGGCAUUGAGCAGUUUAGUAAACAUACAGUCACUCACACAAACACAACACACUACCUCUUCAGGACCAUCACACACUGUACACAACAGGACCAAAACACCACAGAUUCAGAUACUGUACAUCACAUUAGGUUACACAUUUUUAAAGCUUAAAAUAAAUAUACUUUUAUUUUAUAUAUAUAUAUGUCUACAUAAAAUGCAUAACCGACUGCUUUUAAAUUACUACAGGAGAGAGUAUACAGCCUAAUAAAAUGACUAAAUAUUUUAAUAAUGAAUCAAUGACUAAACAUAUUUAAAUAUUUUAGAUAAACAUUAUUAAAACGAACACCCUUUGUCUGUUUUAUUUACUGAGACUUCGGUCAGCCUUGGGUUGUUUUAUAAUGCGCUUUUUAAAUAAAACGAUGACAUGAAAAUAAUUUAUUUUAUUAUAAUGUAUAAAAAAACAAAUAAAGAUCAUAUUGCUGUCAUGUUGAUAUGAUAUUUUACUGUACAUUUUACUUUUGCAGUUUUAUACACAAGUAAGUACAUUUGUGCUGCUGGAAAGCUGCUUUUACUGGAGUUAUGAUGCAAAAACAAAUCAGCUUUGCAUCACAAGAAUAAAUUAUAUUUUAAAGUAUAUUAAAAUGCAAAAUGGUUGUUUUCAACUGUAAUAAUAUCUCACAAUAUUACUGAUUUUUGGAACUCUAAAGAACUUUAAGAGACUUUAAAAAACAUUAAAAAUCUUCUCAACACAA